AGCAGUGGCCUGACUCGGCAGAAGGCAGCCCCCUCUCUUCAGAAAAGACAUGCCGUGAGCCCCCGCCCCUCUUCCCUGUGAGCCCCACACCCCUGGCUUGGCGGCGCGGGGGAUGGGAAGGCGCGCGCCAUGGAGGAGGCGGAGGCGCGGUUGCCAAUGCGCAGCCUCCCGCUUCCCCUUUCCCCGGCGGCUGGAGGCAGCGAGCGGCGGCGGGCGUCAGCAGGCAGGCGAGCCGGCCGGCGAGGGCGAUCAUGGCGCUGAGCAAUUUCCUCUUCGCGCAGUGCAUCUGCUACUUCCUCGCCUUCCUCUUCAGCUUCAUCGUGGUGGUGCCGCUGUCGGAGAACAGCAACGACUUCCACGGCCGCUGCCUCCUCUUCACCGAGGGCAUGUGGCUCAACGCCAACCUGACGGCCGAGAGCCAGCGCUUCACCGUGCAGGAGUGGGGGCCCGAGUCCGCCUGCCGCUUCAGCCUCUUCGCCGGCCUCCUCUCCCUGCUGCUCGCCGCAGUGCAGGCCUGGAGGACCCUCUUCUUCCUGUGCAAAGGCCACGAGGACUCUUUCUUUUAUGCCUUUCUGAAUUUGCUGGUCAGCGCCUUUGUGGUUUUCGUCAUCUUUAUUGCCAGCACGAUUGUCAGCGUCGGCUUUAACAUGUGGUGUGAUGCUAUCACUGAAAAGGGAAGCAUGCCAAAUAGCUGUGAAGAAUUGCAGGAUAUAGAUCUUGAGCUGAAUUUAGAAAACUCAGCAUUCUAUGACCAGUUUGCCAUCACGCAGUUCGGCCUCUGGGCCGCCUGGCUGACUUGGCUGGGAAUUACCAUUUUGGCCUUCUUGAAGGUUUACCACAACUACCGGCAGGAGGACCUCCUGGAUAGCCUGAUUCAUGAGAAGGAGUUUUUGCUAGGACGAUCCUCAUCACGAACUUCUUUUCAGGAGGAGAAAAGUGGCAUGAUCUAAUGGGUAGCUAAGCCAGUCUACCCGGCAGAUUGCAGGUUUUAUAAUUCUCUAAUUUGGCAGCUGUGGUUGGAGUUCAAGUGUGAAAAUUGUAUUGGGAUGCCUGCAAAGGUCUUUGGAAAGGAAACUGAAUCGGAAUUAAGUAUAUUGUUAAGGAGAUAUUGUCUGUAGACACAUUACAAUUAAGACAACACAGAAGGCUAGUUCACACAUCCAUGUCCUUCAUGGUUUUUCAUCAGUUGAUGACUCUCCAACACUUGAUGACUCUCUGUCAAAUGUACAAACUCUCAUCAGGUCUUAUCAAGAGUCCGAUUCAGACAUUAUGCUGUAUGAGUGUACAGAUGUCUGUACACUGCUACAUGUGUUUGUGUGAAUAACUGUACCUGUGCUCAUUUAAAAAGUAAACCUGAAUAGAAGCCAUUCAAAUGCAUGGUACAGAUAAGAAGUAUACUUUCUGUACCUGCAUUCAGCAUAAUGUGUGAAUGACUGGACCUGUGUACGGAUCUGUUCCUGUGUACACUCGUACGGAUGUACAGUGUACACAGGAACAGAUCCGUACACAGGUCCAGUAAUAAUUGAACAUAAUAAGGUCGUGCACACGACCAUUUUUGCUGGCGGGGUGGAGGGCUGGUGCGGAGGCCUGCCUCCUUGCACAGAAUCUCUGUCUCUGUCCAGGCUCUGCGGCUUGCCGAUGCUGCAGCGAUCGGCAGAGAAGGAAGUCCUCCAGCAUCCCUCAGUUCACCAUGCCAGGAGUGUGGUGCAUUGAACGAUCCUCCCAGAGUGCCCGGCUUGGUGUAUGCUCAAGUUGCUCAUGCUCUUAACUGAAAGCCGGGGUGAAAGGUAGGGUUGGUUGAGGCGACAGCACCAAGAUCAGCCUUGAUCCUGGCAUUGUGCAUGAGCAGCCUAACCCAGGCUGGGCUGCCCUAGCCUAGGUUAGGCUGCUCAUGAGAAUAGCCUUAAUGUGUGAAUGGACCUAGAGUUCUACCUCUGGGAAUGAAUUUUUCAUGGUCAUCAAUCAACACUGCAGUCAACAAGUGAUGGACACACAUGUGUGAACCAGCCUAUGAUCAGGAGCAAACUGUGCCAGAUCUUGGUAUUAGUUUUCUUUUUAGGCUAAAGAGCAGUGGCCGACAUACUCCGCAACGUUCCAUCUGUCUUGCAAUGGAAUGGACGUGCAAUUGCGCAAGAGCACUCAUGUCUAUAAUGCAAGAAUGGCACAAACACAGUUGCACGAUGGAUGGCUGUUAUUUCCAAGGGCUGUCCAUUGUGCCAAUGCAUUUGCACAAUUCUUGCAUUUGGCACAAGAUGGUUUUUAGUGGCUAAGCUGCAGAUUUGCAUUUUGUGUUUAGAUUUUUGCUCCACUCCAGUUUUUGUUUAAAAUGUCUCUGCUCCUGUGGGAUUCAGUUGAAAAAUUAUGGAGCAAUGUGGCUGGCUAGAUGCUCAGUUUGAUUGCCAUAACGAUAGCUUUUAAAACAAUUAAAGAAUUAAGCCAUUGUAUUAUAUUAGAUGUACUUUGUAGAUCUCAUGGAGGACUUGCAGAGUGCAUUUUUGAUUAGCUUCAAACUUGAGGUUGGCAUGCAAAAUAUAUUAUUAUUGCUUCGUAAAAUGUAGUGCAAAAGGCGAUAGUUAACAGCUUGCCUUGUAAGCAAUUAAUAUCCAAAGCUUGCUUCUUCAUAUAUACAACUAGAAUCUUAAUGAUAUACUGUACUAGUGUUCAUUCGCAGUGCUGCUCUCAUAGGAUAUGUGAAAUUAUGAUUAGCUACAGAAUACAUCUACCUUUAUAUAAAAUAGACAGGGAUGUGGUCAGGUGGGCAGUUUAUAUCUGAACUGGGAUGCUUUCUCCCCUUUAAGUAAACGGUUACAGAUGUAAAUUGUAAUCCAAGGAAUCUGCAUGCCAGAGAAUGACAGGGUUAGCAUUUGUUUUGGGGAUCAAGGGUACUUGAUUCCCAGACGCUAAUGUAGACAUGCUGCUUAACAAUGGUUAGCACUAACCACGGUUUGUUCUCCUAACCUUGAUUAAUAACUCAAAAAUACAGUGAAACCAUGAGGCUCUUCUCACGAUCGGUGAGAAGAGCCAUGAGGGUGUUUGCGGGCUAAGCCUGCUCUCCCUCCCCGCAGACGAGCAGUCAGUCUGCUCCGGGCGGCUACAGCAGCUGCUCACAUGACUGCUGGCUCCGUCACGGAGCUGAUGCGGGCUGGGGAGUUUUGGGGCCGCUCAGCUCCCGGAAGCUCCAGCAUGCCCUGCGUGAGCACCCCCGAGUCGGGAGGCUGCUUUUCAGCCUCCCAGUCGGGGGUCUCCUCAUGAGUUGCUGUGGCGUGGAGCCGCGCCGUGGCAACUUACGAUUUAAAAACCUGGGUUUGUGGCGCGCUUGCUCCGCAAACCCGGUUUAGGGGGAGGGGUAGUUUGGCGGGUUAACCGCCUGGAGGACACUAGGCUGGGGGGUUCGGGGGCCGCACGGCCCCUGGAAGUUCCAGCAUGCCCUGCACGAGUGCGCAGGGCACCCUGGAGAGACCCCUGAGCCAAGAGGCUGCUUUUCAGCCUCCCAGUUGGGGGUCUCCUCGUGAGUUGCUGUGGCGUGGAGCCUGGAGGACACGGGGCUCGCCUGCAAGCCCGGUGGUUCUCACGGUCGACUGAAAUUGGGCUAAGCUCCCCUAGCUCGAUUUCGGUAGACUGUGUGAAUAGCCUCCUAGCCUAGGCUACAGUACAUGUGUGAAGUGCCGGGAUCAGUCUCAAUCCCCGCACUGCCCCCACACCAAGCCUGAGGUUCUGACCUGGUGUUUAGUGCGGUGCACUCUGGGACGUGGGAGGGGAAAGUCCUCCUGCUCCCAGCUCCUGUAUUCACGGUGCCGCCAUGGAUGUGGGCCUGCGGUAUGGCAGAGGAGAGGUCAGCUGCUGUUCAUCUGCCCGGGAAGGCAGGCAAGUUCAUGCCUUCCCUGCAGCAUGACCAGCAGCAACCGUGAGGUCAUAUGAAAGACCUGUUUGUUUGCAAACCCAUUUUAAGUCAAGGUGAUUCUCAUGACCAGCCGAAACCAGGCUAAGGGAGCCCAGCCUGGUUUCGGCAGGUCGUGUGCUGCAAUGGGAGCUGUGUGGCUCCCGGCGGCAAGCCCGCUUAAAUGCCCUUCCCCUUAAAUGAGGUUAGUGUUAACCCCAUUUUUCUGACUGUGUGAGUCUGCUGCAGCUGCUUCCAGCCACAGGGGACACACUCAGGGAAGGGGGGAAGGGGGGACCCCCAGGAAUGCACUGUGCACUCAUGUCAUGCAUUACUAGGGGUCGAAAGGGUUUACUUCAGACUCCAGGGUGCAUUACUGGGGCUUAGUUAGCCCUGGCAGCUCUCUCCACUGAUCAUAAGGAGAGCUUCAUUGUUUAGGUUGCAUAUAACCAUCAUUUAAGGAAAACAAACCAUGCAGUGCAUGCUGGAGAGACCCCCAAACUGGGAGGCUGCUUUUCAGCCUCCCGGUUGGGGGUCUCCUCAUGAGUUGCUGUCAAAAAAUAACAAUAGUCCUGGCAUUUUGAGGACCCGCAGCCAUAUGAGGCCACAGGGCAGUUUGCCUCCCCCCUGCCCCCUUGCUAAGGAGCUCCUCUACAUAGCAGUGUUCAACAAGCCCCUGUGAUCUGAUCAGCCAGGAGCAGUGGUGGUUCAUGCCCACUGGGGCUGGUGUGGUGGAGGUCAGGGCAGGUAAUGGCAGGCAGAGCCAGGGAUAACAACAGGCACAGCUAAUUGUAGGCAGAGCUAACAGUAGAUGGGUCCAUGGGCAAUAUCAGGUGGAGCCGAUUAAUUCUGAUUUUCUCCCUACAGAAAUGUUCAAAAGGACAAUCACAUGUGAUAAGGGUAAAAGUGUGAUUUAUCCGUUUGUAACAGUCUGGUGAAGCUUUAGUUCAGUGGUAGAGCAUCUUCUCGCACACAGAAGGUCCCAGGUUCAAUCUGUGGAAUCUUCAGGUAGGGCUGGGAAAGAUUCCUGCCUGAAACCUUGAAGAAGCUGUUGCUAAUCAGUUCAGGCAGUACUGAGUUAGAUGGACCAAUCAUCUGACUCAUUAUAAGGCAGCUUCCUAUGUACUUUGCUCAGUUUUGCAUUACUGAUGGGAAAGGGGCAGUCCCUCCCCCACACCACAACCUCUUCAUAGAAGCAAAAAUAAAAUGAGUUUUUUGCAAUAUUCUUUUCCCCUUCUAGCAGUUCAAAUAUUUUUCCUUUUCCUUUUAGUGAAAAUUCUCAACAUCUCUUUACCAGUAAAAACCCGUUGCUUUUCCUCAGGCCAACCCGAGAGCUUCAUUCCUGAGCAGAGGAUUUGAACUGUCACCAAACCCAACAUUCUCUCUGCUGCAUCACACUCACCCCAAUCCAGCAACAGAUUUGCAUAUCUGGGUUACAACUGAAAUUUCAAAAAAGUUCUUUUGAAGGUGACUUUCAAGAAAAAGCAUAUGAGACAGUUCAAGGGUAACCAAGUGAGUUUCUGUAAAACAAGUGGCAUUUCUCAGGGAGUUUCUUAUUGCACAUUCCUAAAAUUAACACAAUGUGAAAUUUGAAGGGCAUUUCAGAGUACAGACAAACUUGUUAUACAUGGAACCGCUAUUCAUGAUUUCUCAUACGCAGGUGUCAAAUAUGACACCCGACCUCUUUAUCCGUGGAUACCAAAGGGUUGAAACCCACGGGUCCAUUUUUCCUAGAAGGCCAGAAAUGACCGUGGAGGUCAUUUCCAGCUUCCAUUUUGUCCACAGGAGCCAUUUUGUGACUCAUUUCAUUUUUUAAAAUGGAAAGAAAAAAUCAAUGAUUUUGGGGACUAUUUGGGACUUGGGAAGGCAUUUGGGAGGCAUUGCUGGAUGCCAGGAGAUCAAGGCAGCACAGUAGGGCAAUUUAUUUGACCCAUUUCCCCUCAUUUCUUAACAGUCUAGGAACAUAACCCCCACAAUCCCAUAGACUCAAUGCCUCAUUAUCCAUGGUUUUAUUACCUGUUAUCUGCAGUAACCCAUUUCGUUACCCGUUUUCGUUAUCCGCAGGAAUCUGCGGAUUAACCCCAUGGAUAAUGAGGUCAACCUGUACCUCCCAAAUUAAAACAUCCAAGGAUAUAUGAGUUGGCAUAAAGCAAGUGAAAUUUCAUUCUGUGCAUCCCUAAUCUGGAUACAUAUUGCCACGAUGCUCAACCAAGCCCUAUUGAACUGACUACAUAGAUUUGGAUGAGAAUGGGCAUCUGUGUCCAGAGCUGUCUGUUGACACAUGUGACUAGCUGCCAAUGGCUACUGCUGGAUCAGGGCCCAAGGCUUUCCACUUUGCAGUAGACUUGGAUACUCAUGUAAAUUGCCACUUCUGUUACUGAAUCUGCCACUGAGAGCAAUGUCAGAUUAUUUAUGUAUUAUAAGUCUUUGAUCUUGCAAAGUCCUCUUCGUAAUUUGCCUUCUGCAUAAAUAUCCCUGCAUGCCUGACUUUUUAAUGAGGAUGGUAACAUCUGAAGAAAUCCAUGUCUUUAAUUUUAUAUGCUGGGAAAGAAGGUGCUGGCAUUCUCCCCAGAGUUCCAAAAUGUACCGGAACAUUCCUACAAGGCCCUCACAUUCCCAAAUCAUUUUUUGUUUCAUUCUUUGCUUCAAACCAAAGAUCUUGUUUUCAGUAGUUGUUGUGAAUAACCACAGCUGCUGAAACAGCUAUCCCCCACCCUUCCCUGAACGUGCACCAUUUUGCUAUCCUUUUCAAAUGGGUGAGGUUGUUCACACGACUGCUUCUGGUAGGGCCAGGGAGGGCUGGAUGGGAGGCAGGAUCAUUCCUACCUUCCCCCACAUGACCUCCAGUUCUGGCCAGCCAUGCCACUUGUACGCCCACACGAACUGAAAUGCAGUGAGCAGCAUGGUACUCCAGAGGUUGGGGGAAGGAUGCCCAGCCGCCAGAUAUUCCACAAUGCAUUUUGUGAGCAACACGGUGUAUUAUGGAAAAUCUUGAAGCUGGGUUGUUCCUUUCCCCAGCCUCUAUGGUCACAAUGGCUCCCAGCAGCCAAAACAGAGCUGCCAGCAGUCCAUGUGUCCACAUGACCAGUUUGGUGCCAGUUUCAAAAGAGUAAAGCAAACAAAAAACAAGCAAACUAGAUUUACAUCAUCUGAAGUGUUUGUAAGGUCUUGAUUGCCUUUUGAACUGAGAUGCUAGUGAUGGAAUUGAGGACCUUUUACACGUCAGGUUUGUGCUCUUCCAGUGAGCUAUAUCCCUUCCGCAACGUUGUUGACCAAUACUGAAAUAAUAGUAUAAUAUUCCAUAUAAAUGGAAAAGUAACUUUCGCUGCCUGUAAAUAUUUGAACUCUUAUCUUUACUGAUUAUUUUCAUAAUGACAAGGAUGAAUGUUUCAGCCUCUAAAUAUGUGUCCUGUGGUGUGUGUUUGUGAACUUUUUUUUUAAUAUGGGAAAAGAAAUUAUCAUAAUGUAAAAAAGACUUCUGUGUGUAACAGAUACAGUGGGCCAUUAUCUGUGUGCAACAGUUACAGUGGGCCAUUACAGACUCAUGGAUGAACUACUUGAGUGGUGCCAUCAACUACGCCUCCUCCAUUGCUACCUGGGGAAAGAAUAAGUUUAAAUGAAAGUGCAACAUUGAAAUUCUACAUCAAUGCUGCACUACUUUGGCCCUCCAGCUGUUGUUAGACUACUCCCAUCACCUCUGAUUAUUGGCCACUGUGGCUGGGGAUAAUGGGAGCUGUAGUCUCCCACGUAAGGCUGAAGUUGUACAGCCCUGUUCUACAUCCACAUUUGAAAAUGAAAAAAGAAAUCUAAGUGCCAACCAUUGGGCAUUGCAACAUGAGAACUGAUAACCCAUUUUCAUGCCAUAACUUGAAAUUCUCCCAGGUUUGAGAAACUGGGUCAAACUAGUUAUAUGUAUUUAUUUUAACUAAUUUAUUUUAACACAGGCCUUGACAAAUUUGCUCUGGAUCUGGGAGCUAGCCCCAAAUUGUAAGAACCAGACAGGGGUCGCUUGACAAAAUUAGCAAUGGACAUUGUGGAGAGGGAGGGUAGAUGAGCUUCUCUUUACUCCCAAGUAUGUUAUUCCAAAUAACAUACUUGGAGCAGAAACAGGGCUGCAUCCCUAUCUCUAAAGAUGCUGGUCUAGACACCACAGUUGCAUUUCAAGGAAUCAUGGCUCCCUGGCACCUGGGAUUCAUCAAGCCCUGUUUUCACAAAUGGGAUGUAUUUAGGCCAGGCCUGCUCAGCUUAGGCCCUCCAGCUGUUUUUGGACUACAACUCCCAUAAUUCCCAGUGACAGUGGCCAAUAGCCAAGGAUUAUGGGAGUUGUAGGCCAACAUCUGCAGAAGGGCCAAAGUUGAGCAGCUCUGAUUUAGGCAGAUGUAUUUAUUUAUUGGGAGAACUGUGGGUUGAUUUUUCAAAAGGUCAAAUGGAGCUGCAGAGGGCUCCCAAUUGGGAUAAAGACCAUGGAAGUGGGGAGGGGGAAUUUAACCCUUUCCCCAUGUGGUUUUCCUGCUCCGACUCACACACCUCUCCCCACAGCUGCUAUUUGAUACGUGGGGCAAAGCAUACAGAUAUCUAUGGCUCCAUUUGAUCUUUUACAAAGCCAUGGGAGGUCAAAUUAGAGACCUCUCUCCACCUUGUGUAGCGUGGGCUUUAAAUAUGGAAUCUGAACUUUAAACACAUUUUGCAUUACUAGGCUGACAUACAGAUUGCGGAAACAUCAGUGCAGUGUAACAGUAGCCUAAUAUAAAUUCCUAGCUAACUCCACCAGUGCACUGGAGAAGCUGCAGUUUUUGCUGCUCUCUCCUUUCCUAGGAAGCCCUCUGUGUCACCCAAAUAUAUGUCCCUGAAGAUUGUGCAACCCUCGAGGACAUAUUUUUGGGUGGUACAGAGCACUUCCUGGGGAAGGGGAGGGCAUCAAAACUUGCUGUCCCCCCUGUGCACUGGUACAGUUAGUCAGGAAGUUCUGUUAGGCUGCUCUUCCACUGCACUGGUGCACCCUUGCUCUGUAUGCCAGCUAUAGGUGUUAAAUGCCAAAUCCAAAUUUUAAGACUUUUUGGGUAAAAAUUAAAUCUUGCAUUUGCAUCCAAAGACCUUCUGAGAAUUUACACUCGUACCUUGUAUUUUCUUUUGGGGCCUUUAUUCACUGCUUAGUUGGGCAUGAAUUGCAUGUAAUGUAUUGGGGAAACAAAUAUUGGGUUUAAAUAUGUAGAGUGCUGCUUUCCUCCCUCUAAAGAGCUGAGCAGGGAGUUUGGAACAUCAUAGCUUCUAUCCUCUUGACUUCAGGCAAAACUGUAAUAGCUAGCUCUUCUCCUUCUCUGAGCCAAUGGCCAGGUUUCCAUUGUUUUUGGUUUGAGGCAGGCUUGGAUCCAAUCUCUGCCUAAAAUAGCAUAUUUACUGUUAGUAUUUAAUAAAUGUGUUUUAUAUAAAAUGCUUUCUCUUUCCUUCUGGAGAGCACAUUGGAUUUCUGAUCUGGUGCCAUAUAUAAAUAAACUGUCUGCAAAUGUAAA
This is a messenger RNA of Hemicordylus capensis (graceful crag lizard), 9387 nucleotides long. RefSeq names its product transmembrane protein 179 (gene TMEM179). The transcript has 4 exons. Lineage: Eukaryota; Metazoa; Chordata; Lepidosauria; Squamata; Cordylidae. The record is from RefSeq and is a predicted model, not a curated record. The coding region runs from base 252 to 950 and encodes 232 amino acids.